Messenger RNA from Impatiens glandulifera, 1719 nucleotides. Its product is annotated as putative aminoacrylate hydrolase RutD. Bases 267 to 1475 code for a protein of 402 amino acids. NCBI's taxonomy places the organism in Eukaryota, Viridiplantae, Streptophyta, Magnoliopsida, Ericales, Balsaminaceae. The transcript has 10 exons. The record is from RefSeq and is a predicted model, not a curated record.
UAUGUAUGACUUGUUCUUGUGGCCUGUGUGUCUUCCCGGCUAAUUUGACCUUGACCGUAGCGGCGGAGGCCGACAGUCAUACGUGGUUCCCUGACCCACAUCCAGACGCGGCUAAAUUCUCGUAUACUCACCAAAUGACGACGGUAAAUUAGGAUAUACGUAAAAACUCUUCCUGUUAGCCCGUAAUCCGAUCGAAAUUCUGGAACUUGAGCUCAACAUCUCUCUCUAACUUACCCAUCUUACCCUUUCUCCCUCUCUCUCUCUCGAUGCCGUUUUGCUACGUGGGUUCGUACCAAGACGGCGGCGAUGGCGGAGACCAAAAUCGGAUCAAAAUUUUAUACAGAACCUACGGCAGUGGACCUAUCAAGGUCCUCAUGAUAAUCGGUUUGGCUGGAACCCACGAUUCAUGGAAUCCACAAAUUAAGGGACUGACGGGAACAUUGGUGCCCAAUGACGAUCAUCUGGCGGCGUUUGAUAAAGAAUCAUCUGGUAUUGAUGGGGAUGGGUUCAAUCAGGAUGCUGUUGAAGUAUGUGCUUUUGAUAAUCGUGGAGUUGGUUGCAGUUCUAUUCCAACAAAAAAAUCUCAAUAUUCAACCACAAUUAUGGCAAAAGAUGCAAUAGCUCUAAUGGAUCAUUUGGGUUGGAGAAAAGCACAUGUUUUUGGCCAUUCAAUGGGUGCCAUGAUAGCGAACAAGGUUGCUGCAAUGGUGCCUCAUAGAAUUCGAUCUUUGGCUUUGUUAAAUGUAACAGGUGGAGGUUAUGAAUGCCUACCAAAGAUUGACCGCAGAACACUAUCCAUUGCAUAUCGUUUCUUGAGGGCAAAAACUCCUGAGCAGAGGGCGGCAGUAGAUUUGGAUACCCAUUAUACAAAGGAAUAUCUUGAUGAAUUAGAUGGAGCAAAUACAAGAAGAAGUAUUUUAUAUCAAGAGUAUGUAAGAGGUAUAUCAGCUUCAGGGAUGCAAAAUAGUAAUGGUUUUGAUGGGCAAAUCAAUGCUUGCUGGAAGCAUAAAAUGACAGGGAAAGAACUCGAGUACAUAUGCUCUGCUGGAGUUCUUAUCUCAGUCAUUCACGGCAGACAUGAUGUGAUUGCUCAAUUCAACCAUGCAAAGAGACUUGCCCAGAAGCUCCAGCCUAAUGCCAGAAUGGUGGAUCUCCAUGGAGGUCAUUUAGUUAGUCAUGAGAGAAUCGAAGAGGUGAAUCAAGCACUUAUAGAAUUGAUCAAAGCAUCUGAAAAGAAUUUAAGUCCAUACGACUGGACAAACUUGACCCAAGAAACAUCCGGUUGGCAACUGAUAAACAUUCCAGAAGGAAGGGGUAUAAGUCUUGUGGUAAUGAAUAUAGAGAAGCUGUACAUAUUUGUUUUACACCUGUUUGGACUGUUGAUCCUCUUACUCAAGUAUCUGCAAAAACUUUUGAGAAGCUUAAAACCAAGUAGAGUUGGAUCAUCAUUGUCCAUAGACGAAGACAACAAUUAAGAGACAAUCAAUCAAUCCCUGCAAACUGGUAAAGUAAAUCAUCAAUUUUUUCAUUUCCAUACUGACAAAAGAAAGUGAGGUUGCAGCAAGAAUUACGUAUAUUACAGAGAGUGUGUCAAGGUAGCAGAUGCCCAUAUAAAAAAACAUUCUUUUUGUGUCUGAUAUGAAACAUUAACUGUAAUACAAGUUUCAUACAUAUAUACACAUUUGCUGCUCAAUGAAUGAUACUAGUUAUUUGCGAUUU